AUGAGUGCAGUGUUUGAGGUGAAGAAAACGCCAAAAAUGGAAUGCAACAAGGAUGAUGCCAAAAAUGGCAGAAAAGAAAUUUCUGGAAAGAGACUUUCAAGGAGCCCAGAGAUUAGCUUUGAAGCUAAUGAUGAUACACUCAGGAGACAGCACCGAAAAUUGGCACUCUCCCUGCACCCUGAUAAGAACAAUGUGCCAUUUCCCUAUGGUGACACAAUUCCUGAUCUGAAUGUGAAAGCUCAUGAUGUGGAAGCCUGUCACGAUGAAACUGUAUCAAUGUCUGUGCCUGAUGCCAACUUUAACAAUUUCGAAAAUGAAAGAGUGGAGAAUUCCUUCUCAAGCGAUCAGGUUUGGGCUGCAUAUGACGAAGAUGAUGAUAUGCCUCGCUAUUAUGCCUUGAUUGCUUCUGGAUUCACAAAGACUCUUGGAAAUUUCCUGGUGGGGAAAUCAAUAACAAUGAACAGGUUAAAUUCAUUCUCUCAUCCAGUGAGACGAUGGAAGAAGGGUCCGAGAGGAGUGAUUCAAAUAUUUCCAGCAAAUGAAGAUGUUUGGGCAAUCUACAAAAACUGGUCCUUCCAAUGGAACUUUGACACUGAAAAGGAUGUACUUCAUAAAUACGAAGUGGCGGAGGUGCUCGGAGAUUACAAUGAAGAUCAUGGAGUCUUGGAAGAGAUGUUCAGAUUCCCCCAUCAGGUGCCAAUGUUUAAGCUGGAUGGGAUGAAGGAUAAAGGUGCACCUGAGGGGUGCUAUGAGCUCAACCCAGCAGCUCUACCAUCAGAACUGCUCCAGAUUAUUACAGAAGCUGAAGUAGCCGAGGAAACCACUCAGAGAGUUUCCAAGCAUUGUGGUCGUGUCAGAAGGAUGGAUCCAAAAGUAAUUGAAGAUUUUCGGAAGGGAAAUGGGCGUUCCAAACUUCUAAAGACGUAUUUUAGAAGAAAGAAAGUCAUGGAGGCCCAAGGUAAAAAAGACAGAAUUUCUGAACAAUCUCAUGAUUGA
This is a messenger RNA of Andrographis paniculata, 996 nucleotides long. RefSeq lists its product as uncharacterized. The record is from RefSeq and is a predicted model, not a curated record. Bases 1 to 996 code for a protein of 331 amino acids. NCBI's taxonomy places the organism in Eukaryota, Viridiplantae, Streptophyta, Magnoliopsida, Lamiales, Acanthaceae. The transcript has 5 exons.